AUGAAGGAGCCGUUGAAAUUCUUUCGACCAUGGGAGGAUAAUAUCGACAUUUCUGAUCAAGUAAUUCCGACAACGAUUUGGCAAACAUCGCCGUCUAAAAGUGGAAAAAAGCCUUCUGACAGUUCUGUUCACAUAUGUGACGUACCAAACUGUGGAAAAACGUACAGAAAAACCAGCCAUCUGAAAGCUCAUCUACGAUCCCAUAUUGGCUCUCGACCCUUCGUAUGCCAAUGGUUGCAGUGUGAAAAGAAAUUUUCGCGUUCGGAUCAACUGCAGCGUCACUUGCGUGCUCAUACGGGCGAACGACGGCAUUCGUGCUCGUUGUGUGGACGUUGUUUCUCGCGAUCUGAUCAUCUGAAGCAGCACCGACUAAGUCAACAUGAUGCUGACGGUUGA
Angiostrongylus costaricensis is the source of this 396-nucleotide messenger RNA. NCBI's taxonomy places the organism in Eukaryota, Metazoa, Nematoda, Chromadorea, Rhabditida, Metastrongylidae. The record is from the annotation of a GenBank genome assembly.